This is a messenger RNA of Symbiodinium natans, 2049 nucleotides long. The record is from the annotation of a GenBank genome assembly. NCBI's taxonomy places the organism in Eukaryota, Dinophyceae, Suessiales, Symbiodiniaceae.
AUGUAUGUGCUCAUUGACGUAGUCAUGAACCACAUGGGCAACGAGUUCUUCUUCGAGGGUCAUCAAAGCGACACAGCUCCUUUCCGAUUCCAUGAGAACCAUGGUCUCAGGGAAUACCGGCUAAUCACACGCCGAGCUGCCAGUGAGCUCUACGACACGCCGGCCGGAAAGCAGCCCUACAUGGACUUCUACUUCAACAACACAUGGGUUCCCGAGGCCACAUAUUCCAGCCCGUUCUACGGGCAGUACGGCGAAGCCGCGUGGGAUCAAGGCCAGGGAACUUAUGACGGUUCCGACUUCCACCACAAUGGUGAUCUGCAGAACUAUGCAGACCCCUGGGAAAUCAAUGUUGCCAAAAUCUACGGCACGAUGGACGACCUGAGGCUGGAACACAGUCGCGUGCAGGACAAGUACAUUGCCAUGACGCAAGCCCUCAUCCAAAGUGCCGAUGUGGACGGCUUCCGAGUCGACACUCCCAUGCAGGUGCCCUUGCCUUUCUACAAGAGAUGGGCCCCGGAGAUCCGCAACUUCGCGAAAUCCUUGGGAAAGGAGCGCUUCGGACUCUUUGGGGAGUUCUACGUCACCACCGAGAGGUACGCCACCAUGACAGGCCGCGGCAAGGACAACGGGAUGUACGGCCAAGACCGCUUCAUAGCUGGCGAAGCCACCCUGAAAGGCGGUAUUGUGUAUCCAUACUAUUGGUACACCUUCACUGCCCUGGUCUACAAGAGGCCCCGCUUUGCAGAUGGCUUCGCCUUGGCCUACGAGCAGGAGAACCGAAUGAUCGACACCUUCGACCCAAGCACCAACCGCUCGGAGUAUGCACAGUGGAUCUUCUGCAACAACCACGACAACUGGCGGAUCCAGAGCCUUACUGGGAAGGCUCAGCUGCUCAUGUGCUUGGCCGUGAUCACGUUCUGGCCGGGGCUGCCGCUUCACUAUGCCGGCGACGAGCAGGACCUCGGCACGCCGGGGAGCGCGCUGGAUGGCUGGGCGCGGGAGGAGUUGAGCCCAUCCAUUGCAUGGAGUGCGGUGAAGACGACGCCGCAAGGGAACCCGGCAGAUCGCGAUAACUUUGACAUGACGUCCUCCACCUAUCGCCACAUAGCGCGCCUCAACGCGCUGCGCAGGGCCUACUUUGCCGGUUUCGGGAGUGCCACCUGCGAUCAAGUCGGUUCGCCGGUGCCUCAAGUCCAGGACCUCCUCAUCUUCUGGCGAGGCUGCGAUGAGCAAGGCCGGGUAACGGUCAUCGCCAACUUCCAUACCGAGGAGUCUCGAGUGGCGACCUUCUACUCUCCUUGGGCAGAGGGCACGAGGCUCACGGACGCGCAGGAGGAUGGUGUUGAGGUCGUGGUGCAAAGUGGUGGCCUAAUCUCCCUCCCUGUGGCACCGCUGCAAGCCCUGAUCCUGGUGCUGGGCGCGGUGCGCCCCGUGCCCCCGACGGUGGUGGAGGUCCAGCCCGGGCAUGCCGCGAUUCUGGCGGUUGACCAGAGCCCAGCGGAGAAGUUCCGGAUCAGCGUCCGCUUCGACCGGCCCAUGGACUCCUUCGUGGCCUCGGUGGUCACGCUGGACGGCCGGCCGGGGAAGUUCAGCUGCGUGGACUCGAGUUGCCAGGCUGCGUUCCUGGAGCUCGACAGUGUAGCUGCUCUGGCGGAUGGCUUCCAUGAGGUGGCUGUGCCGUCUGGUGUGCAAGGCGUCGAUGGCCAGGAGAUGUUUGCGACGUUCCGCUCUAGCUUCCUGGUGCACCGGGGACGAGACGUCAUUGCAGAGCCGCAGAUGCAUGAACAGCCUGGGCUGAUCUGCAUGGACUUCGGCCAUCUCUGCCACGAGGCAUCGGGUGCUAAAUGGAUGAGGAUGCAGAAUGUACGCCAGCACAGCAAGUGGUCAGAGUGGGUUCCGUAUCAGAAUGUGAGCGAUUGGCUGGUCUACCCGGGCAUUCCCGUCCUGGUGCAAUAUCACGCCGGCUGGCACCACGAGAUGUUCCUGCGCGGAGACUUCAACGGGUGGGGUGAGAUCCAGGAAGGUCGCAUGAAGCGGGCCUUGCCCUGA